AAGACAGAUCGCAAAGAGGGGGAAAAAAAAAUCUUCGAAAAGGUAUGUUUCAAAGCCCUAAUCCAAGCUCUCUGCCGAUUGCGUUUGCUGUAGAAACCGAACAUCCCGUGUUUUGAUUGAACUCGGCGAGCUUAGUUUGUAAUUUAUGUGGAUUGAUUAGGGUUUGACUUCUCGUUGAAUUUUCGAGAAAUUGAGCUGGUGUAUGUUCUGUGUUUCACGUGGAUUGAUUAGGGAUUGACUCUCGCGUUGUCGAGAAAUUGAGCUGGUUUGGAUUGAUUAGGGAUCGACUUCGCGUUGGAAUUUCGAGAAAUUGAGCUGGUUUGGAUUGAUUAGGGCUUGACUUCGCGUUGAAAUUUCGUGAAAUUGAGCUGGUGUGUGUGUUCUGUGUGUUUCUCUGCGAUAAUUUGGUUGAGGUGUGGUGCAAUGUUGGGGGAUGGGAAUGAGGGAUCGGAUGAGGAUAAAUUGGGGGAUCGUGAGGUUUACAGUAGAACGGCGUCGUUUAAAGUGCUUGAAAACAGUCACAGCAGUAGUAAUUUGUUGAUGGAGCAGCAGCAGCAGCUGAAGUCUCAAGCUAUGGUCACAGAUGGCUUGAAUUCUAUGAGAAGAAUGCAUGAUUCUGGUGUUGAUGUGGGGCGUGAUGGCUUUGUUGGGAUAAAUUUGUCUAGGAAGUCGAAGCGUGAUGCUCUGGAGCUGAGGAGGAAGCUGGAGAGCGAGAGGGAUAAGGUGCGGAGCUUGAUGAGGAGGAUUGAGUCGCUAAAGAAUGGGGUUCAGGGAUUUGGUGGUAGGGAUGGGGAUAGCGUAGCUGCGGGAUUGGGGACGCCUCGGAUGUUGAAGCCGUUGAAUCCAUUGAGUGUGGUUGUGAAUGAGAAUGGCAAGCCGGGGAAUGAUACUGUUGAGAAGGAGAAAAGGACUCCAAAGGCAAGUAAAUUAUAUGGAAAUACCGAGUUUUUGCUUGCGAAGGACAGGAUUCCGCCCGGUGAAAGUAACAAGAAAUUGAAGGCGAACGGGAAGAAGGGAGGAGGAAGUGGGGCGGGGAAGGGGAAUUUUCCGAAUCAUGUUUUGAAGAGCUGUAACGCGCUCUUAGAAAGAUUGAUGAAGCACAAGCAUGCUUGGGUGUUUAACAAGCCAGUUGAUGCAGUUGCUCUUGGUUUGCAUGACUAUUUCGAGAUUAUUAGAAACCCUAUGGACCUCGGUACUGUGAAAGGCAGGUUAACGCAGAAUUGGUACAAGUCCCCUAUGGAGUUUGCUGAGGAUGUCGUGCUUACGUUUCAGAAUGCUAUGACAUACAAUCCGAAAGGGCAAGAUGUUUAUGUGAUGGCUGAGCAGCUGUGCAAAUUAUUCGAGGAUAAAUGGGCUCCCAUAGAGGCGGGUUAUAAACGUGAGAUGAAUCUAGCUGCGGAAUAUGAUGUGGGGCCACCAACGCCUACAUCUCGGAAGGCUCCUCAGCAGCCAAGGGCACGGCCUGAUAUGGAAAAGCCUUUAGAUAGAUCAGCAAUGGCCUACUCGGGUGAUCCAAAAAGAAAGAAACCGAGUAGUGCACUGUCUGGCAAGGUUCAUGCGCCAAAGAAGCCAAAGGCGAAGGAUCCGAAUAAAAGGGAGAUGACAUAUGAUGAAAAACAGAAACUUAGCAUAAACUUACAGGAGUUGCCUUCUGAGAAGCUAGAAAAUGUUGUUCAUAUCAUUAAGAAGAGGAAUCCGUCUGUUUCCCAGCAAGACGAUGAGAUUGAGGUUGACAUCGACAGUGUUGAUACUGAAACUCUUUGGGAGCUUGAUAGAUUCAUCGCAAAUUAUAAGAAGAAUUUGAGCAAGAACAAAAGAAAGGCUGAAAUUGUCAGUAAUUUAGUAGCUGGUCAGGAGCAGAUUCCCAAUGAUAUGGUUGCUACCUCUGUCGUAACGGAAAUGCCAAUAGCAAGUAGAACAGAUGAAGAGAAAAUUGCCUCACCUCCUGCUGAAGUAGAAGUGCCGGACGUAGAGCACAGUGAUAAGAACCAAGGAGCCAGCCAAAACAGCUCUAGCUCUGAUUCGGGAUCUUCUUCCAGUGAUUCUGAAGGAGAAACUUCCUCAGCAGAUGGCUCUGAUGGCGAACACUCACCUGAGAAUUGAGUUAUCGAGAUAUUGGCAGAUCUCACCCUGACGAUAAGGCUAGAAGUGUACACUUGAAUGAUUGGAAUUCUUGGUCAUUUGCUCAAUCUGUAAAUACCUGUAGUGGUAACUGUAGAUUUUUGCUAAGCAGAUGUGUGUGGUAAUCACGUUCGUCGCGUAGAGAUACGUUGCUCACAGGUAGUCGUUUGUAUGAUAUGUUUAGGCCCGAUAGCACAACUCUUGAUCUGUAAUUACAUGAAAGCUCCGUCUUCCCCCAGACGUUGUCCGUGUUCGGGUUUUGUUGAUGUCUAUAAUCGGCUCCACCGGUGCCCGGUUAGACUCUCUCAUUUGAAUCGUUGUCCUGUGUUUGUGUACAUAAAGAUUGCAAAUUACAAA
Messenger RNA from Salvia hispanica, 2478 nucleotides. Its product is annotated as transcription factor GTE4-like. Gene Ontology annotation, molecular function: protein binding. NCBI's taxonomy places the organism in Eukaryota, Viridiplantae, Streptophyta, Magnoliopsida, Lamiales, Lamiaceae. The record is from RefSeq and is a predicted model, not a curated record.